Messenger RNA from Dermatophagoides farinae (American house dust mite), 1141 nucleotides. RefSeq lists its product as uncharacterized. NCBI's taxonomy places the organism in Eukaryota, Metazoa, Arthropoda, Arachnida, Sarcoptiformes, Pyroglyphidae. The record is from RefSeq and is a predicted model, not a curated record.
AUACAAAGGCAUAAUAGAUAUUAGUAGAAAAAAAAACUUAUUAAACAUUUGUAUUCUAACAGUGGUGAAGGAUAGGUGAAACCAUUCAAGCAAUCCUGAAAAGUGAAUCAACAAUCUUAUCGAAAAGAACAACAAAAAUAAGAAACAAGAGAAAAAAAAAUGAGGAUAUACAAUACAAUUUCAUUGAAACGAAUCAGCAUCAUUUUAUCAACAUUCAUUUUAUUGAUCAAUGAUCAACUGGAUUAUGGUCAUACUGCCGAUGAACAAUGUAAUUGUUCGGUGGAAAAAAAUGGCGAAUACUGUGGAACACAGCUGAAUGAAUUGAAUAAAGAAAAUUCUUGUCCAAAGAAAAUGUUUUACUGUGGUGAUACUAAUCAUAACAAAGCGGCUGUAUUGUUGGUCGAUUGUCAACAAGGCCAAGAAUGUGAUGUACGAACAUUAUUGAGCAAUGCAUGUCUGAAAAACAUUGAAUGCGAAUGUCCCAAAGGAUUAACCAAAGGUCAAACAUAUUGUGGCGAUUCAUUAACAGGAAAAGAUUGCAGUCCAAACAUUACUUUUACUUGUCCACGUUUAUCGAUGAUAUUCCAUCCAAGUCCAGUAGAUGCUUGCCUUUAUGGCUGUAAGGAUGGUGUUUGUUUAUCAGCUCCUUCAAAAUGAUGAUUAUGAUCAUCAUCAUCAUCUGAAAUUAAAUAAGAAUAUAUAAUAACAAUCCAAUCGACAAUUCACCAUCAUCAUCAUCAUCACCUAAUUCGAAUGGAGAAGACGAAUUCAAACAACAAAAAUAAUAAAAGAACCGAACCGAGCUAAACCAAACCAAACCAAACCAAAAAAAAUCUCUCUCUCUCUCUCUCUCUCUUCUCUUUUAUUCUUCCAUGUUCCAACAAUGUAUAUCGAAAUACAAUCAACGAAUUUCGGUUAUUUUAGAUUGUGUCUUCAUCAUUUAAUACAAUAUAUACUAUAAUCUAAUCAUGUUGCAAUUAAUUUAAUUCAAAUGUUCUGUCUCCAAAUGUACAACAACAACAACAACAACAAAAAAUUUGCCCAAUAGCAACAACAAUAACAAUAAUACUAAUACUAAAUAAUAAUAAUAACAUAUAGUAAAGUUUUUACACUUGAAGGAAAUACAAUCCUUAAAACCUUG